AGUCGCCACGUGAGCUCACCAGCGGCUGCGGCAACACACACGUCCGGCAGCAUGUCAGCGACAGCGGCGGCUCGAAAGCGGGGAAAGCCGGCCUCGGGGGCGGGGGCCGGGGCCGGUGCGGGGGCCGGCAAGCGGCGGCGGAAGGCCGACUCUGCUGGGGACAGGGGCAAGUCCAAGGGUGGCGGCAAGAUGAAUGAGGAGAUCUCUAGCGACUCAGAGAGUGAGAGCCUAGCUCCCAGGAGGACUGAGGAGGAGGAGGAGGAGGAGCUGGAGGAGACUGCCCAGGAAAAGAAGCUGCGUUUGGCCAAGCUCUACCUUGAGCAGCUCAAGCAGCAAGAGGAGGAGAAGGCUGAGGCCCGCGAAUUUGAGGAGGACCAGGUGGCGGGACGCCUGAAGGAGGAUGUGCUCGAGCAGAGGGGCAGGCUGCAGAAGUCGGUGGCAAAGGAGAUCCAGGCACCAGCGCCAACCGACAUUCGAAUGUUACGGGGCCACCAGCUCUCCAUCACGUGUUUGGUUAUCACCCCAGAUGACUCGGCCAUCUUUUCCGCUGCCAAAGACUGCACCAUUAUCAAAUGGAGCGUGGAGAGUGGACGGAAGCUUCAUGUGAUCCCACGAGCCAAGAAGGGUGCUGAGGGGCAGCCCCCUGGCCACAGCAGCCACAUCCUUUGCAUGGCCAUCUCCUCUGACGGCAAGUACCUUGCCUCAGGCGACCGCAGCAAACUCAUUCUCAUUUGGGAGGCCCAGAGCUGCCGGCACCUGUACACCUUCACGGGACACCGGGAUGCUGUGUCGGGACUGGCGUUCCGCAGAGGCACGUACCAGCUCUAUAGCACGUCCCAUGACCGCUCUGUGAAGGUGUGGAACGUGGCGGAGAACUCCUACGUGGAGACACUUUUCGGACACCAGGAUGCCGUGGCUGCAUUGGAUGCCUUGAGCAGAGAGUGCUGUGUGACAGCUGGGGGCCGGGAUGGGACUGUGCGUGUAUGGAAGAUCCCUGAGGAGUCCCAGCUUGUCUUCUAUGGCCAUCAGGGCUCCAUCGACAGCAUCCAGCUCAUCAAUGAGGAGCACAUGGUGUCGGGCGCAGAUGAUGGCUCCGUGGCUUUGUGGGGACUCUCCAAGAAGCGGCCACUUGCCCUGCAACGUGAGGCCCAUGGGCUGCGGGGGGAGCCGGGCUUGGAGCAGCCCUUCUGGGUGUCAUCGGUGGCAGCCCUGCUCAACACAGACCUCGUGGCCACAGGCUCCCACAGCUCCUCCGUGCGGCUCUGGCAGUGUGGGGAGGGCUUCCGGCGGCUUGACCUUCUCUGCGACAUCCCCCUGGUGGGCUUUAUCAAUAGCCUCAAGUUCUCCAGCACUGGGGACUUCCUGGUGGCUGGGGUGGGGCAGGAGCACAGGCUUGGCCGAUGGUGGCGGAUCAAAGAGGCUCGAAACUCUGUCUGCAUCGUCCCACUCCGCAGGGCCCCCAGACCCCCAGCUGCUGGCUCCUGACAAUCUCAUCCCCUUUAUUUAAGUCCUUCCUAGACUAUACCCACCCUCUUUGUAUUAAAAGCCUCCUCUUUUGG
Molecule: messenger RNA, 1559 nt
Organism: Equus quagga
Lineage: Eukaryota; Metazoa; Chordata; Mammalia; Perissodactyla; Equidae
Gene: RRP9
Product: ribosomal RNA processing 9, U3 small nucleolar RNA binding protein
Exons: 15
Coding region: 52-1485 (477 amino acids)
Cellular component (GO): small-subunit processome
Molecular function (GO): snoRNA binding; protein binding
Source: RefSeq, a predicted model, not a curated record